AUGACUCGGCCAAGAGGCUCCUCGGUGGGCAGCGAGGAGAGCGCCGCGACGGCCAGAGAGCAGGAGCUGGGAAGCAUGUACGAUUAUCUGGCCAAGAUUAUCCUCCUGGGACCAAGCGGGUCGGGAAAGUCCUGUCUACUACAUCGGUUUAUCAAGAACGAAUGGCGAGUCUUAUCGUCGCAGACUAUAGGUGUGGAAUUCGCGAGCAAAAUUAUCAAAGUUGGCACCGGCGCCAGGCGCAAACGGAUAAAGCUACAGCUCUGGGAUACAGCCGGCACAGAACGAUUCCGAUCCGUCUCCCGAUCCUAUUACCGAGGUGCUGCGGGCGCCAUCCUCGUCUACGAUAUUACAUCGCAUGGUUCUUUCCGCGGACUACAGCCUUUUCUGAACGAUGCGCGAGCUCUGGCGUCGCCCAAUCUCAGUCUGCUUCUUGUGGGCAACAAGCUUGAUCUGGCCAACGAAUCCCUCGUCGACACAUCCAUGCCGCCUCCUACACCAAGCAGUGUCAGCUCUAACUCGACCAUCACUGCGGGCGGCUUCGCAAGCUCAUACUCGACGACAAACACGCAGACCACAACCAGAGGCAGAGACUAUGCCGGUUCUAUUAGCGCCGGCUCGGUGCAAAAAGCCACGUUCGCCCCUGAUGGCCGUGAGAUAUCAAGCUCAGAGGCUACGAGGUGGGCCAGCACGCAAGGCAUCUCGGUGGUUACUGAAGCCAGUGCUCUGAACGGAGAAGGGGUCGACGAGAUAUUUGCCAGACUCGCUCGCAUUAUCCUGACCAAGAUUGAGCUUGGCGAUAUUGAUCCAGAUGACCCGAUGAGCGGCAUCCAAUACGGCGAUAGCAGCGCUUGGAACAACACAAGCGACGGCGGCAGCAUCAAGAGCUCCAUGACUGGUGCCACUGUUGAAGACGGCGGCAUUCCCGGGCUACGUAGGCGACGCAAGGGCAAGAACCGCAGUCAGAACUGGGGCGGCCUGCGCGAGUGGGAAGAAGUGUUCACCUUGACCAACAGGCGACGAGGAGGCAACUGCUGCUAA
Molecule: messenger RNA, 1038 nt
Organism: Cordyceps militaris CM01
Lineage: Eukaryota; Fungi; Ascomycota; Sordariomycetes; Hypocreales; Cordycipitaceae
Product: rab like protein
Exons: 4
Coding region: 1-1038 (345 amino acids)
Biological process (GO): regulation of endocytosis
Cellular component (GO): endosome
Molecular function (GO): GTP binding; GTPase activity
Source: RefSeq, a predicted model, not a curated record